AUGUGGUGUAGUACUAUCAAAUUUAGUUUAACCACCAGUGGUCUACUGCUGGUUAUAAUACAACACUUAGUUUGGAAAAAUGUGCUUUUUUGCGUAAUUUUGGGGAAAAUUAUGCAAAAGUAUUUAGAGACCAAUGUUAUUGGUCCAGCUCGGAGGACGGCAAGUUUUGAUGAGAAUGUAGUUUGUAGCACGUCGUUUACUACGGUUGGGAAGAGGCGUCGUUGUGUUUUAACAACGUUUCGCUAGGAGUUAUUGAUCUGGGAUGUUCGAAUCAGUGAAUAUAUGUCCAACUUUACCGAACUAAAAAUUGUGUUGGACCAUUUACCAUAAGAUUAACAACUCUUUGCAAACAUUAUUUUAAUGGUGUCAUCUGUUUUUGCGUUGCCUUAAAGAGGGAAAGACAGAGUUCAUUCUGCCAGUUUCCUAAAUGAUAAUACAGCCGCUAAUACCAUAUUAGUGUACUCUAUGGAAUCAGCAUGGCAGAGAAUGGAAUCUAUGCACCGCUGGAUUUUGGAGAAUGGGGAUAAGCGGACCGACCCAUGGCUUCUAGUCUACUCUCCUGUACCAAUCAUCUGUUUAUUUCUUUGCUAUCUUGGUGUUAUUUGGAUCGGACCCAAACUUAUGAAAGACAGGGAACCGGUGGACCUAAGGGCAGUGCUUAUUGUGUACAACUUUGCCAUGAUCGGUUUGUCAGUGUACAUGUUUCAUGAGUUCUUGGUCACAUCUUGGCAGGCAAACUACAGUUAUCUCUGUCAACCUGUGGACUACAGCCCAAGCCCAUUUGGAAUGAGGAUGGCCAAUGUAUGCUGGUGGUUUUUCUUUUCUAAAGUCAUUGAGCUUAGUGAUACAGUCUUUUUCAUCUUGAGGAAGAAGAACAAUCAGCUCACAUUUCUACAUGUGUAUCAUCACGGAACAAUGAUCUUCAACUGGUGGGCAGGAGUUAAAUAUGUGGCAGGAGGUCAAUCAUUUUUCAUCGGGCUGCUGAACACCUUUGUUCAUAUUGUGAUGUAUUCUUACUAUGGCCUGGCAGCCCUGGGGCCACACAUGCAGAAAUAUCUGUGGUGGAAGCCUUAUCUUACCACACUUCAGCUGAUCCAGUUUGUAUUGCUGACGAUUCACACUGGCUACAACCUCUUCACUGAGUGUGACUUCCCUGACUCCAUGAACUCGGUUGUUUUUGCGUACUGCGUCAGCCUCAUUGUGCUGUUCAGCAACUUUUACUACCAGAGCUACAUGACCAGAAAGAGCAAGAAGUCUUAACAGUCAAGUCGGUCCACAUGCUAAAUACUAAAGAGAAGAAUCUCCCAUUGUUUGCAUCCGAGGGAUGACAUUGACGGAAAAAUAGUAGUCCAUUAAUUAUCAGUGUUCAUGUUGCAAUCCUACCUCAGCUUGAAACGGCUACAGUAUACUUAAUCAGCAGGACUUAAAGGAUUUUUCCAAACAAUUGGCAGAGGUUAGAGGUCUGAUUAUUUCUAUACAAAAUGUCUAGAACUUUUCCAAUACACAUGUCAAGUAUGUUAUUCUUUUUGGUAUUUUGGAGCUAUGUAACAUACCAACUUUAUGUUGUCAACCAAAAUGACUUUAAUGUAAAUAAA
This is a messenger RNA of Xyrauchen texanus (razorback sucker), 1595 nucleotides long. It is a transcript of the gene elovl8b, whose product is annotated as ELOVL fatty acid elongase 8b. NCBI's taxonomy places the organism in Eukaryota, Metazoa, Chordata, Actinopteri, Cypriniformes, Catostomidae. The record is from RefSeq and is a predicted model, not a curated record. The transcript has 8 exons. Gene Ontology annotation, cellular component: endoplasmic reticulum membrane. The coding region runs from base 466 to 1260 and encodes 264 amino acids. Gene Ontology annotation, biological process: very long-chain fatty acid biosynthetic process; fatty acid elongation, monounsaturated fatty acid; sphingolipid biosynthetic process. Gene Ontology annotation, molecular function: fatty acid elongase activity.